UUCACGCAAUAACGGACUAUGGAAAAUAUAUCAAGGUGAGGUUUUUACGUGCAUUUAGUAGCACUAGAAAUUUCACUGAAAAAUCCUAAAAGCUUAGCUUUCCUGUCGAGAAGACAAAGCAGAGUGAGGGAGAAAAACAAAAGCGAGGAAUCCGAGAAUGCAAGAAAGAUUCUGAUGAAUGCAUGGAUUUCUUCGCUUUCAAAUUUGUUUUCUCUUCGACAUUCAAAAGGGUAUGAAAAAAUCCGGACAACAUCUUUAGCAUACUAAGAUUUUCCUUUUGAAGACGACGAAAAUAUUUACUGUUCUUAAUUAUUGCACCCUAAGGAUUUGGCAUUAUGAGAUCAGAUGCAUUUGCAUGGCUGAAAUUGCAGUAGGAGGAGAGAAGAAGAGGCAGUGCAAAAUCCAUAUAGAAGUUGAAUAUGUGCAGCAAUUCUUGCAACAGUGUUUGUGGAUGUGGGAGUGGUGUGAAUGUUGUUAGUAGCAUCUGGAGUUCUGGUUUAAAGAAACCGCAGAAACGUCCCAGAGUGCCUAAAAGAGGACCUGGUGUGGCCGAACUUGAGAAGAUCCUGAGAGAGCAAGGAAGCGUAGACAUAACUACUGAAAAGGGAGAUUCAGAAGGAUUUCCAUCUUUUGUGUCUCGUGCUUCUUCGUCUUUAAACUUUCAUCCAUUGCAACCUUCAACUACAACAAAAACUACUCCACCUUCUUCUCUCACAAGCAAUUUGGCUACUAAUGUUUCUUCUGCCCCAAUAUUUGAUCAUUUAGGUCCCACUACACUCCCAGCCAGUACAUCUAUGUACGGUAAAUGUGGAUCACUAGAAAGAAGUGGUGGAUCUGGUCUUGUUUCUCCGGAAAAAGAAUUCUUUCCCUUGAAUCUUAAUUCAUGUAAGUCUAAUUUGAACAUGAAUGAACCGAUUGAUGGAAAUCGAUAUGAUUCUGCCAGUUCCCCUUCCAGGAAUUUAUCUGGUGACUGGCCCUAUUCAAAAAAUCAGCACAUAAACAAUCACUACUCUGCACCUAUUACUUCUAUGACAAAUCUCCGUGGGACCUCAACAAUCGGCCCUCAAAAUCAACCAGAGCUUCCUUCAAACCAAAGUUUGUGUUACAAUUACAUGUCUAGAGUACCAGAAGAACAAAAAGUUGGCAUGAAGCGAUCUCACUCUUCAACCCUGGAAAACUCUCUGAUUCCGCCAUCGAACUUCCAUGUUCUUCCAAGUUUUUCAUAUUACAAUAGACAUCAUCAAUCAUCCAUAAAUGAUAGUCAUGGUGUUAGUGGUUUCAAUUCCACCAAGGAGUGCUAUAAGGAUGCCAAAUGGGGCAGCACUUUGGAGCUUAGUAACACAAGGUUCAAUUCUGACAUGACAGUUCCUGGUCAUGCAAAUUUCCCACCAGUUGUAACUCCUGAAGUUCCUUCACCUCCCAUGCAUUUGUUUUCAGGUGUUAUUUCAAAGGGGAAUGCGCUACCCGGCCAUGUUUGUGAAGAUAAACUAGACUCAUGCCAACAUUCAGAAUCGAGCGAACCAAAUCGUAGACCUUUCUAUAAUUUCUUAGAAGUGGAGGACUCAGAGAUGACAGACAAAAUGCAAGGGGAUAAUCUUGGGGGACGUGAAGCAGGAAGAUUUGGCAUUGAUCUGAACUUGAAGCUCUGAAUUUGUGCUUGCAAAUCUUAAAGACUAUCAAGCUCAGAUGAGUAUGCGCCAGUUUUUCAGUUUGAGUCCAACAAUAGCAUCAAGUGAAGAAAAGAGAACAGUUUCCGGGUAAUGGUUGGAGAAGAAGUUACCCGGGAUAUGCAUACUUGUCAUAGGAUGGGUUGAAGACUAUGCAUACCGUUUGAUUCAUUAAAAUCAAGAGAUGCUUCUUUGCAUCGAAUUUUCAUUUAACUUAAUUUCAGUUGUUCAGUCUUUUUGACGUUACAGUCGUUUAAGUUAUGUUUGUCGAAAUUGUAGCUUAAAGAAGUUACUUCAAAAUGAAAGUUUAAAGAGAUUUGGAAAUUUAAAUAAUACCUUGUGCUCACAUGGUCGAAUUUUUGGUUAGUGUCUUUUGUGAUAAGGCGUAUUUGCAC
Messenger RNA from Vigna radiata var. radiata (mung bean), 2062 nucleotides. RefSeq lists its product as uncharacterized. Lineage: Eukaryota; Viridiplantae; Streptophyta; Magnoliopsida; Fabales; Fabaceae. The coding region runs from base 420 to 1649 and encodes 409 amino acids. The record is from RefSeq and is a predicted model, not a curated record. The transcript is spliced from 6 exons.